Messenger RNA from Gastrolobium bilobum, 1226 nucleotides. RefSeq names its product vesicle-associated protein 4-2-like. The transcript has 7 exons. Gene Ontology annotation, biological process: endoplasmic reticulum membrane organization. Gene Ontology annotation, cellular component: endoplasmic reticulum membrane; plasma membrane. Bases 89 to 913 code for a protein of 274 amino acids. NCBI's taxonomy places the organism in Eukaryota, Viridiplantae, Streptophyta, Magnoliopsida, Fabales, Fabaceae. The record is from RefSeq and is a predicted model, not a curated record.
AGUUGUUUCUCUUUUUUAUUUUUAUUUUCUGUUCUUCAAUUCUUCGUUUCCGUCGUCCAUUCAUUCUCAUUUCUCAGAACAGGAGAACAUGGACGUAGCUGAACCCAAACCUCACUCCGAACCUAAGGUCUGGAAUUUCUUCAAGCUUCCGUUUCGCCAUUCUAGCUCUGGCGCCAAUUCUUCCAGUACGACGUCGUCUUCUGCUAACCUUCAUCUUCCUCAUCAUCAUCAUCACCAUCAUCAUCAUCACAACCCUAACCCUCACAAUCUACCCCCUGAGGGUUCCACCUCCCAUACCUCUAAUUCAGUUUCUUCCGUUGCUAGAUCGUUUCUCCCGACACGACGUCGUCUCAAGCUUGAUCCCUCCAACAAGCUCUACUUCCCUUAUGAGCCGGGUAAACAGGUUAAAAGUGCAAUCAGGAUUAAAAACACCAGCAAAUCACAUGUAGCUUUCAAGUUUCAAACAACUGCUCCCAAAAGCUGUUUCAUGCGUCCUCCUGGGGCUAUCCUUGCUCCCGGUGAGAGUAUCAUAGCAACAGUGUUCAAGUUUGUAGAGCAACCAGAAAAUAAUGAAAAGCCUGAAAAAACUGGACUCAAAUUUAAAAUCAUGAGCUUGAAGGUCAAAGGAUCAAUUGAUUAUGUCCCUGAGCUGUUUGAUGAGCAGAAGGACCAAGUAGCAGUGGAGCAGAUUUUGCGAGUUAUUUUUCUAGAUCCAGAGCGUCCUAGUCCCGCUUUGGAAAAACUGAAGCGACAGCUGGCUGAUGCUGAUGCUGCCCUUGAGGCACGUAAGAAACCUGCAGAAGAUGCAGGUCCUAAAAUUAUUGGGGAAGGGCUUGUCAUAGAUGAAUGGAAAGAGAGGAGGGAAAGAUACCUCGCAAAGCAGCAGGGCGAAGUGGUAGUAGACUCUGUAUAGGGUGUUGGUCUGGAAUAUCUAUAAUUGAAUAGGAUGUUUCAUUGCAGCCAAGGAAGAUGUUAUCUUCCGAGAAACAAUUAAAAAAAUACAGUGACUUUUUCUUAGAAAAAUUUCAGGUGAAUGGCAAAUGUACUUUGGAGAAAACUAUGCGUGGGUGUGGUGAUCAUCCUCUAUGUAGAUAAAUGUCGUUUUUUUUUGUUUUUUUCAGGAUUUUUGUUUUGGGAAUAAUCUUUUAAUGGAUUGAUGUGAAGUAGUGCAAUCAAGUUUUCAUAUGAUCAAUGUGUCAAUAUGUUAUGCUAUGAGAUUCUCGACC